CAUGUCGCCGAGGCCAAGCAAGGCCAUACCACAUGAUUCUCACUUGUUUCCUUCUUUAUCCAUCUCCCAGAAAAGAUGAUAUCUUUCAACACCUCUCCUUUCCUACCUCCACUCGUAAGUCUUUCCUUCUUUCUUCCUUUCAAUUCAUCGACUUUUAGAUGAGUUUUAUUGUAUGAUUCACUACUGAUCCAUCUCAUUUCUAUUCAAAUAUCUCCAUUUCUAACCCGAAAUUAGGUUUCUUGAAUCAGUUACUACUAAAAGUUCAUAAAUUUGUUAUAAAAAUUUAGGGGGUUUCUCGGAUUCUUGGUAUGUUUUGAAUAAUUCGUGGUUUUAAGUUGAAAGAACAUCGUAAAUUGCCGUAAUUCCAGCUGGGUGUUCCAUGGAUUCUUUGUUGAGGACUCACAGUUCGUUCGAAUUUCUCCACGCAAUCAACAGAUUUGCAGGAAACGCAACCACUUUGAGUUCAUCCAAGUCUCAAAUUCACGAAACUAGAUUUUUCCCUAAGAAACCCCAUUUGAAAUGGGGUCAUGGAGGUUGUUGUGUUAAGGCCAGUAGUAGUGCUCUUCUAGAACUCGUUCCCGAAAUCAAGAAAGAACUCCUCGAUUUCGAGCUUCCUCUCUACGAUCCUUCAAAGGGUCUCGUGGUGGAUCUUGUGGUGGUCGGCGGUGGCCCGUCGGGCCUUGCGGUUGCCCAACAAGUUUCCGAUGCCGGGCUCACCGUUUGCUCGAUUGACCCUUCACCUCAACAGAUAUGGCCCAACAAUUAUGGUGUUUGGGUCGAUGAAUUUGAGGCCAUGGAUUUGCUAGAUUGCCUCGACACCACCUGGUCAAGCGCCGUUGUUUACAUCAACGAAAAUUCACCCAAGAAUCUCGGUAGACCUUACGGAAGAGUUAACCGGAAACAACUCAAAUCAAAGAUGUUAAAGAAAUGUAUAUCAAAUGGAGUCAAGUUUCAUCAAGCGAAGGUAAUCAAAGUCAUUCAUGAAGAACUUAAAUCUUUGUUAAUCUGCAACGAUGGUGUCACCAUUCAAGCGACAUUAGUCCUCGAUGCAACUGGUUUUUCAAGAUCUUUGGUUCAAUACGACAAGCCUUACAAUCCAGGAUACCAAGUCGCAUAUGGGAUUCUAGCAGAAGUAGAAGAACACCCUUUUGAUGUUGACAAAAUGCUCUUCAUGGAUUGGAGAGAUUCACAUCUCAACAACAAUCCCGAAAUCAAAGAACGGAAUUCAAAAAUCCCAACUUUCCUUUACGCGAUGCCGUUUUCAUCAAAUCGGAUCUUUCUUGAAGAAACUUCACUCGUGGCUCGACCAGGGUUAAAAUUUGAAGAUAUUCAAGAACGAAUGGUGUGUAGGUUAAAGCAUUUGGGUAUAAAAGUGAAAAGCAUCGAAGAAGAUGAACGGUGUGUUAUUCCGAUGGGUGGGCCGCUCCCGGUCCUCCCUCAAAGAGUUCUUGGAAUAGGCGGCACCGCCGGUAUGGUGCAUCCUUCCACCGGAUACAUGGUGGCUAGAACCCUAGCUGCCGCCCCGAUUGUUGCAAAAUCGAUAAUUCAUUAUCUUAAUUCUGAAAAAACGGUGUCGGGGACGGAUUUAUCUGCUGGGAUUUGGCGGGAUUUGUGGCCAAUUGAGCGGAGAAGACAAAGAGAGUUUUUCUGUUUUGGUAUGGAUCUCUUGCUUAAGCUUGAUUUGGAAGGGACAAGAAGGUUUUUUGAUGCGUUUUUUGAUCUUGAACCUCGUUAUUGGCAUGGGUUUUUGUCAUCACGAUUGUUUCUGCCUGAGUUAAUGACUUUUGGGCUUUCUCUUUUCGGUCGUGCUUCUAAUACUUGUAGAUUAGACAUGAUGGUGAAUGGAACUUUACCAUUGGGAACGAUGAUCAACAACUUGGUUCAAGAUCGAGAAUAGAAAAUAAGAUACUUGUAAGCUUUUGUUUUUCUCUGGAUAUGAUGAUUAUUGUAUGUUUCAGUUGAUUAGCAUGGAUUUCUCUCAAUUUGUCAUGGAAAUUGACAUUUUGAUACAGUAUAGUUAUAGUUUAUACGUCAAUGUCAUAUUAUUUUUCCACAUAUCUUGUAAUUUAAAACCCUUUUGCAUCACAAUCGUGCAUCAGUCGUCUAUUAUGAAUUUAUGAUUAUGCA
This is a messenger RNA of Lactuca sativa (garden lettuce), 2127 nucleotides long. The record is from RefSeq and is a predicted model, not a curated record. Lineage: Eukaryota; Viridiplantae; Streptophyta; Magnoliopsida; Asterales; Asteraceae.